AUGUCUUUUGUCGAGGCUGUUGAGGGCAUCUCCAAGCGCGCAGGCCAUGGCAAAGAAGAUCCUACCGCUGGCCUGGAAAACGUUGACGUCCAGCACUACCUCGGAUACAUCUGGUGGACUAUUGUCCUCGUCUUCUUCCUCUACCAGGUCGUCCUGUACUUUGUCCGCUACAUCCGCACCGUGUCAUGCCUGAACAACGACACCCAGCGAUACUUUGCCAUUCCCAACCGAACUUAUGCCGCCUUCAAGAAGCACUGCCUGGAUGCCCCCCUCUUCCGCACCCGCCACCACCGCGAAUUCAAGCUCUCGUCUGCCAUUGGUGUCGGCACACUGCCCAGCCGCCUGCAGACCUUUUUCCUCGUCGGCUACUUGGGCGUCAACAUUGGCUUCUGCGUGUGGAGGAUCGACUACAGCAGCUUUUCCGCUGGUGCUGGCAAGCUCCUGAGCCGCUCGGGUGUCAUGGCUGUCAUCAACAUGAUUCCUCUGUUCCUGCUCGCUGGCCGCAACAACCCCAUCAUCAAGCUUACCGGCAUCUCGUUUGACACCAUGAACCUCAUCCACCGCUGGUUCGGACGCAUCGUCGUCCUCGAGGCCAUUGCCCACACCGUCUGCUGGAUGUCCAACAAGGUCCACACCAAGGGCUGGGCUGUUGUUCAAGCCUCCAUCACUGGCAGUGAAUUCAUCAUGUCGGGUUUCAUUGGAACCGUCGCAUUCGUGUUCCUCCUCAUUCAAUCCCCAUCCCCCGUGCGCCACUCCUUUUAUGAGGUCUUUCUGCACGGCCACAUUGUCGGUGCUGCCCUUGCCGUCGCCGCGCUCUGGGUCCACCUCAAGGAGCGCCCGCAGCAGCAAAUGCUCUACGGAGUCGUCGCCCUCUGGGCCAUGGAGCGCACCUGGCGAUUUGCACGCCUCGUCAUGCGCAACGUUGGCAACGGCGGCACUUCGUGCGAUGUCGAGGUCAUGCCUGGUGACGCUCUGCGCGUCACUGUUCGCAUGGCGCGCCCAUGGAACUUUCGCCCCGGCCAGCACGCCUACCUGUACAUUCCCUCUGUCGGCCUCUGGACCAACCACCCCUUUUCCAUUGCGUGGAGCGAGGAGGAGGAGGACCUCAGCAGCGGCGCCCUGACCGACGAAAAGGGCCUGCCCAUGAACCGCCAAGACAUCCUCGAGCAGCACAAGACUAGCAUGUCGUUCAUCAUCCGUCGCCGAACAGGCUUUACCGACAAGCUAUUCGAAAAGGCAGACCUCUCCGCUGCCGGCAGAUUUUCCACGUCGGCUUUUGUCGAGGGUCCCUAUGGCGGCGAAGACCUUAGCUCCUACGGCACCGUCAUGCUUUGGGCAGCUGGUAUCGGUAUCACGCACCAGGUUCCCCAUGUGCGCGACAUUGUUGCUGGCUACGCAAACGGUACAGUGGCUACACGUCGCCUGACACUGGUGUGGAUCAUUCAAUCCCCCGAGCACCUGGAAUGGAUUCGCACAUGGAUGACACAGAUCCUGUCCAUGCCACGUCGCCGCGAAAUUCUCAAGAUUCUGCUCUUUGUCACGCGCCCCCGUAGCACCAAGGAAAUCCACUCGCCCUCGAGCAGCGUCCAAAUGUUCCCCGGUCGACCCAACGUCCAGGCUCUGAUUGACCAAGAGAUGCAAGAGGGCAUUGGCGCUGCCUGUGUCACUACCUGCGGUACCGGUGGCUUGGCCGAUGAGCUUCGCCGCGCUGUCCGCAACCGCGAGACUCAGUGGAACGUCGACUUUCGCGAGGAGUCGUUUUCGUGGUAA
Messenger RNA from Exserohilum turcica Et28A, 1770 nucleotides. RefSeq lists its product as uncharacterized. The transcript has 4 exons. The coding region runs from base 1 to 1770 and encodes 589 amino acids. The record is from RefSeq and is a predicted model, not a curated record. Gene Ontology annotation, cellular component: plasma membrane. NCBI's taxonomy places the organism in Eukaryota, Fungi, Ascomycota, Dothideomycetes, Pleosporales, Pleosporaceae. Gene Ontology annotation, biological process: copper ion import; iron ion transport; intracellular iron ion homeostasis. Gene Ontology annotation, molecular function: ferric-chelate reductase activity.